AUGAAUGACAAUAAGGAGGAUAAGAAUCUACAGAAAUUAGCAGGAUCGUUGAUGCAGCUUAACGUGAGGGUCGUGGGGAGAGAUGAAGAUAAAGGGGGAGGCAUCACAGAGUCCGAGGGGUCCGGCAUAACUAAGGAGGCCGCCGAUACCAGGGAAGACGGCGAUACCAAGGGAGCCAACAAAACAAAGGAAGCCAACAAAACAAAGGAAGUGAACGAAUCCAACGACCCCUCUGACACUAAUACCAUCCAAACAGACCCAAUCAGAUCCAAAAUUACUCUUUCACACUCCAGAAUGCUCUCCCGGCUGCCCAAUCGCACUACAAACUCUCUUCUACUGGUAUCGAAGCGAGACAUGCGUAAAGUACAAAUUCGAUUCAAGUCGAUUGGAUCGAUUGAUCAGGUUCGUCCAGCGGUUUUCAAGAUUUCAAGGGAUUCCAAGUUUCUUUCCAUUUCCCGGUUUUUGCAAAAACGACUCAAGUUGGACAGAGUGUACUGCUACCUGGCUAAUUCUGUAGUAGCCAACCCGGAUGAUGGCAUUGGCAACUUGUAUGACCUGUUUCACUCCGGUGAUAGCGAACUCAUAGUAAGCUACUGUAACAUAGUGGCCUUUGGAUGA
Molecule: messenger RNA, 618 nt
Organism: Brettanomyces nanus
Lineage: Eukaryota; Fungi; Ascomycota; Pichiomycetes; Pichiales; Pichiaceae
Gene: ATG12
Product: Ubiquitin-like protein
Exons: 1
Coding region: 1-618 (205 amino acids)
Biological process (GO): autophagy of mitochondrion; nucleophagy; C-terminal protein lipidation
Cellular component (GO): Atg12-Atg5-Atg16 complex; phagophore assembly site membrane; cytoplasm
Source: RefSeq, a predicted model, not a curated record